Molecule: messenger RNA, 255 nt
Organism: Metschnikowia bicuspidata var. bicuspidata NRRL YB-4993
Lineage: Eukaryota; Fungi; Ascomycota; Pichiomycetes; Serinales; Metschnikowiaceae
Exons: 1
Source: RefSeq, a predicted model, not a curated record
AUGGCUCAAGGAAAUCUUAAAUUGAAGUCGAAAGGCAAAGGCAGAGUCACAAAGAGACAGAGCAACUUGAGAGCUGCUGCGCCAGUCAUCAUCAAGCCAAAGAAAGCAGUCGCAAAGCAGGCUUAUAACCUCAGAAAGUCUGUGGGCUCUCUGAACGGAACAGAAAAAUUGAUCUCCAGUAGAGUCGGCCACUUGGAAAUCAUCAAGGGCUCAAGAAGACAGAUUGAACGUGAACAAAAGGAAGCAAAGAAAAAG